CUUACAGCUGGCCAACACAGAUGAGUAAAAUGAACAACUCGAAUUAUAGCAAUCAAAACCUUAUUUUUCAUAUUAAGGUUUUUCAUAUUUGACGGGACAGUACUGGUUUUAAGAAGACCAAAAGGUGGUCGUUGCAGAGUGGUAAUGUGUCACUUUUACAGACUUUAACAGACGAAGUUAGUAUACAUGACUUAAAAUGCUAUUACCAGCAAUUUUAAUGAGACGCUGUAAACUCGAAACCUAUUCGUUGUGCUGUGAAGCAAUUGUGCGUUUCGUCGAUUUCACUAGUCUCACUUGCCCUUACGUAUGACUGACGUCAGCAGAUUUGCAGCGCUGAUUGGCUCACGUGAGGCGUUGUAGCAAAGAGUUCGUUCAUUGGUCAUCAUUAAUUGCAAAGAAAAUAGCCGAAAGAAACAUCAAUUUAUUUUGUAUGCCGCUUGUCCUCACUAUAUGGAUAUGCUGGAGCUUAUGCCAGCUGACUUCGAGCGACAGGCGGAGUACACUCUGGACUGCUCGAAGCAUGUAAAUAAUCUCAUAUCCAUGUUGUUUAUUUGUGGGAGCAUUGGUCAAAGCAUUGUAACAGUAAAUGAUUAACGUCAUUAGUCCUAGCGCUCGCACUUGUGCAAACAAUGGAGGAAACAGCCAAUCCUGCUGUUUUUAUAGACGAUAUUUUGUAAAAUGGUUGCUUAAAGGGGACAGCAUUCUGCCUUCUGGUUCCAUCCUUGUACAAGCCCUUACCUGGAUGGGCUAGCUGCUAGAUUAAAUCAUUUCUGCACUUUGGGAGUUGACCAUUAACUUGAGCAGAUUACAAACAGCCCUCAGUUGUAAGCAGCUGCUGUUGCUUCACUUUGCAUCCUGAAGCAAAGUUCACUGACAGCAGGCGGAGGUCUGCUGAUCUCCCUUCUCUUUUUUAUAUUGUGGGAAUAUAUACAAAUCAGCAGUCAUGGCUAGAGCAAGCUAUGGAUACUAUCGGGCCACUAUAUUUUUGGCCAUGUUUGUUGGCUAUGCCCUUUACUACUUCAAUAGGAAGACAUUCUCUUUUGUGAUGCCUUCACUGAUGGAAGAAAUUGAUCUGGACAAGGAUGACCUGGGCAUGAUUACCAGCAGCCAGUCUCUGGCCUACGCUAUCAGCAAGUUCAUCAGCGGCGUGCUCUCAGACCAGAUCAGCGCACGCUGGCUCUUCUCAAUUGGCCUCUUCAUGGUGGGAGGCAUCAAUGUUGUCUUCUCCUGGUCAUCCACCGUGGCUGUCUUCUCUGCACUGUGGUUCCUCAACGGCCUGGGUCAGGGCCUGGGAUGGCCGCCCUGUGGACGGGUGCUGCGUAAGUGGUUUGAGCCCUCUCAGUUCGGAACAUGGUGGUCCGUCCUUUCCUGCAGCAUGAAUCUGGCAGGCAGCUUGGGCCCCAUCAUCGCCACCGUGCUGGUCCAGACAUACAGCUGGAGGACCAUCCUGUCCAUGUCUGGGCUCAUCUGUGCGGGCGUCUCCUUUGUGUGCCUGCUGGUCAUCAAGAACGAGCCCAAAGACGUGGGGCUGCCUAAUGUAGAAGUGGCCUCCAAGAAGAGCAAAGGAGACUCAUCCAGCGAUGAGAGCACACUGUUGGAGUUCCUGCUCUCUCCUUACUUGUGGCUGCUGUCCCUGUCGUAUCUUGUGGUGUUUGGGGUGAAGACAGCCUGCACUGACUGGGCACAGCUGUUUCUCAUUCAGGACAAGGGACAGUCUACACUCAUGGGUAGCUCAUACAUGAGCGCUCUGGAGGUGGGAGGUUUGCUCGGCAGUCUGGCAGCAGGUUACCUCUCUGACAAAGCUGUGGCCAAACAAGGCAUGAGAACCUACGGAAAUCCUCGCCAUUUUGUCCUGAUCCUCAUGAUGGCGGGGAUGUUUGCGUCCAUGUAUCUGUUCAGAAUCACCAUCACUCCAGAUAGCCCAAAGGUGUGGAUCCUCAGCUUGGGUGCUGUUUUUGGUUUCUUCUCCUACGGGCCAAUCUCCUUAUUUGGGGUCAUCGCCAAUGAGAGCGCUCCGUCCAACUACUGUGGGACAUCACAUGCUAUUGUAGCCCUCAUGGCAAACAUCGGCGGCUUCCUCUCCGGCCUUCCGUUCAGCACCAUCGCCAAGCAUCACGGCUGGGAAACAGCCUUCUGGGUGGCAGAAAUGUUGUGCGGCGUCACUGCCGUCACCUUCUUCCUGCUGCGUAACGUUCGAACCAAGAUGGGUCACAUGUCCAAGAAGUCCGACUGAGACUUGCCAGAAGAUAAAUAUGUGAUGCCUUCAUUGUAUUAUGUUUUUAACUAAUAGUUUUGUAUGCACCACAGUAGUAUUUACAAUGUGUAAAAAGGAAGUUGAUACAAACGUGUUGGACAGUAAUUUAACUAGGAGUGCAGAUACACUACUCAACAAGUGUUUCCUCUAGUGUUAUCAUGACAACAUAAACUUUUUUUAUAAACACAAUCCAAAACUCGAAUGUA
Messenger RNA from Doryrhamphus excisus (bluestripe pipefish), 2460 nucleotides. RefSeq names its product glucose-6-phosphate exchanger SLC37A4-like. Gene Ontology annotation, cellular component: endoplasmic reticulum membrane. The record is from RefSeq and is a predicted model, not a curated record. Gene Ontology annotation, biological process: phosphate ion transmembrane transport; glucose-6-phosphate transport. NCBI's taxonomy places the organism in Eukaryota, Metazoa, Chordata, Actinopteri, Syngnathiformes, Syngnathidae. Gene Ontology annotation, molecular function: glucose 6-phosphate:phosphate antiporter activity.